Messenger RNA from Oncorhynchus kisutch (coho salmon), 1435 nucleotides. Its product is annotated as ETS homologous factor-like. The transcript is spliced from 9 exons. Gene Ontology annotation, molecular function: DNA-binding transcription factor activity, RNA polymerase II-specific; sequence-specific DNA binding. Bases 276 to 1118 code for a protein of 280 amino acids. Gene Ontology annotation, cellular component: nucleus. The record is from RefSeq and is a predicted model, not a curated record. Gene Ontology annotation, biological process: cell differentiation; regulation of transcription by RNA polymerase II. Lineage: Eukaryota; Metazoa; Chordata; Actinopteri; Salmoniformes; Salmonidae.
CCCUCGUAGCCAAUUGGAGAGAGAUAAGGAGAGGACAAGGAAGCUGACAGCAUAAAAUACCCACUGCUGGAGCAGCACCUUGGUGUGUGUGGGCAAGCACUUUUUGCUAGCACUAGCACUGACAACAACACUUCACCCACCUGUGUACAGAAGCACAGCUACUGUAGCUACCCACCUAAAGUCAUCUGAGAGAAGAACGAGCGAGAGAGAGAGAGACAACACACCCAUUGAACACAGGCCUGGUCGGACUCCAUUCCACAGCUCUGCUCUGGACCAUGGUCCGUCAUACCACCUGUAUCAUGAGCAUCCCUUCCACUGCCAGCAUUGAGAGCCAGCUGCCCACAACAUGGAGCUCCUACCCCUGCCCAGACAUUUCCACAGUGAUGCCCGGUUACACCAGUCGCCUGUGGUCCCAGGACUACAAGCCUCAGUAUUGGUCAAAGUACCUGGUGUGGCAGUGGCUGCAGCAGAUGGUGGACAUGCACCAGAUUGACACUGCAAGCAUCCACUUCCAGAACUUUGACGUGGACGGCCAUCAACUGUGCAGCAUGACCUACCAGGACUUCACACGGGCCGCGGGCACCGUGGGGCCUAUCCUCUACCAAAGCCUCAACGAGCUCAAAUGGAGGGGGCAGUAUCCUGGAGUGGAGUUUAACCCACUGGACAUUAUCAAAUCAGAGCCAGAUGAUUUCCCUUGUCCAUUCCCAGAACCUAGCAUAUAUCCUGCAGACAUUUUUGAUCCCUCAUCUCAAUGUCUUGCACCUGUGGCAUCACCCACUACCUCAAGUCCAGACCGUCACCCUCAUCAGAUGAAAAAACACAACCCCCGGGGGACCCACCUGUGGGAGUUCAUUAGGGACAUUCUGCUGAACCCAGAGCGGAACUCAGGCCUGCUCAAGUGGGAGGACCGGACAGAUGGCGUGUUCCGUUUCCUCAAGUCAGAGGCUGUUGCUCAGCUGUGGGGCAAGAAGAAGAACAACAGCAGCAUGACCUACGAGAAGCUCAGCCGAGCUAUGAGAUAUUACUACAAACGGGAAAUCCUGGAACACGUGGAUGGCCGAAGGCUGGUCUACAAGUUUGGGAAAAAUGCACAAGGAUGGAGGGAGUCAGAAAAGUAAAAGAGUCUGGAGGACACCUCUCCACUAUUUUGUGCCUUUUUUUUUGCCUGUCUAUUUAUGUUUGUUUUUUAUUUUAAUGUGUCACUGUGAUGUUUUACUAUGUCGUUGUUUUACAAAGAGGAGCAAAAUGCCUUGUUGCAACUCUUGACAUUUGUGGGAGUUUUUGUAUGAUAUGUUUACAUUUGGUUAAGCAAGACUACAUUUUACAUUUAAUUGCUUACCCAGCUAGCACAUAAAUGUUCUAAGAACCAAAUGUUUCUUAGAGCUUGGUGACAGCGGGGUUGUCAUAUGGUUAUUUUGCAUACAACCUUCCUACA